UUCAUAUUUGAGAUUUUGCUCAGUGUUUAUAAGAAAGUUAUUUAAUUAAAAUGAAUUUUUAUAAAUAUUUUACGAUCUUGCUCAUUGUGGUUUUGUGCUUGACGGUGCCUCAAACAGAGGCAGGUUUUCGCAAAAGAUUUAACAAAUUGGUGAAAAAAGUGAAACACACUAUUAAAGAAACUGCCAAUGUUUCCAAGGAUGUUGCAAUAGUGGCUGGUAGUGGGGUGGCUGUUGGUGCUGCCAUGGGUUAAAUAAUUUAAUAUUUAAUUGUACUAACUAAAAAUCUAAAUAAAUUAUAAAUGUGAGUGAUCAAGCCAGAAAA
Messenger RNA from Lucilia sericata (common green bottle fly), 322 nucleotides. RefSeq names its product stomoxyn-like. Gene Ontology annotation, biological process: defense response to fungus; defense response to bacterium. The record is from RefSeq and is a predicted model, not a curated record. The transcript has 2 exons. Lineage: Eukaryota; Metazoa; Arthropoda; Insecta; Diptera; Calliphoridae. The coding region runs from base 51 to 251 and encodes 66 amino acids.